Molecule: messenger RNA, 485 nt
Organism: Dromiciops gliroides (monito del monte)
Lineage: Eukaryota; Metazoa; Chordata; Mammalia; Microbiotheria; Microbiotheriidae
Product: keratin-associated protein 2-3-like
Exons: 2
Coding region: 1-444 (147 amino acids)
Cellular component (GO): keratin filament
Source: RefSeq, a predicted model, not a curated record
AUGGUCAACUCCUGCUGUGGCUCUGUCUCCUCUGGCUGUUGCCAGCCCAGCUGCUGUCAGUCUAGCUGUUGCCAGCCCAUCUGUUGCCAGUCCAGCUGCUGCCAGCCCAGCUGCUGCCAACCCAUCUCCUGCCAAACCACUGUGGUGCGCCCAGUGAGCUGUGUGCCCAGGUACAGCCGCCCCAUCUGUGACACCUGCUGCAGCCCUCGCACCUGUGACCCCUGCUGUGUGCAGCAGGGCUGCUGCUGCCCCAUCUCCUGCUGCCCCACCUCCUGCACAGCUGUGGUCUGCAGACCCUGCUGCUGGGCCUCCACCUGCUGCCAGCCCAUCUCUGUGCAGUCUCCUUGCUGCAGACCCCCCUGCUGCCAGCCAGCCCCCUGCCGCACCACCUGCCGAUCCACCUGCUGUCCUACCUGCUGCCCUACCUGCUGCUCCACCUGCUGAGCAACCCUGCUAAGAACUAACAGCUAAAAACCAGGACUACU